GAGAAACACGAUGGGGCUCAAAUGGAUUCACUUAUUUGGUUUUCUUACAGCGCUGCCUCAAUUCACUGCAAAAGCAGAUGGAGUAAAAGAUCUUUUCAUCACAGCUAAAUUUGGAGAUGACGCCACAUUGGCUUGUGAAAACGUCCUUAAAGAUCAGCCUAACUGUAGCAGUACUACAUGGAUGGGCAGCUUUAAGAGAAACUCAGUGGAGCUGAUCAAGAACGGGAAGAUUGUUGAGAAGCCUGGAUCUAAAUCAGACAGACUGGCUGUUAGAGAGGACUGCUCUCUGGUUAUAAAGAAGGUCACGUAUGAGGCCAUUAGUCAUUACAGCUGUCAGCAGUACACAUCAGGGAGGAAACAGGGCGACGACACUCAUGUUCAUCUGUCUGUCCUGACCAUGACCGAAAUUAGCAAUAAUCCAAAGAGAUUACGCUGCUAUGUGUUAUCGAGUCUCUGCGUACACACAGUGAAGUGGCUUUAUGAAGGUAGAGAUGUUGUUGAAAACGCUGAGAGGUCGUCAGAGCUUCCCUGCUUCACUGAUUUAACCCUUCAGCCUCAUCAUAACAUCGACUCACUGCAGUGUGAAGUGACUGCUGAUGGCAACCGUCAGCUGUUCCCCUUCAGACCUCCAACUUCAGGGGACAAACCUGACAAUGACAACAGAAACUCAACAAGACCGACUACAACACCAAAGGAGAACACGCCACCAGGGACAACACAGACGGCGUCUGAACAUGAGGAUUCUUCCAAACCACACGUUACUGAAAUUAGCAAAAAGCCAAAGAGAUUACGCUGCUAUGUGAUAUCUAAACAACACAUAAACACUGUGAAGUGGCUUUAUGAGGGUAGAGAUGUGGAUAAGAGGACAUCACAGACUCACUGCUACACUGAUUUAACCCUUCAGCCUCAUCAUAACAUCGACUCACUGCAGUGUGAAGUGACUGCUGAUGACAACCAUCAGCUGUUCCCCUUCAGACCUCCAUCUUCAGAGGACAAACCAGACAAAGACAACAGACUCUCAACAAGACCAACUACAACACCAAAGGAGAACACGCCACCAGGGACAACACAGACGGCGUCUGAACAUGAGGAUUCUUCCAAACCACACGAUUGUUCAGGAUGUUCUGCUCUGGAUGUGGCCAUGUUUGCUCUGCGUGUGGCUGAACUCCUGAUGGUCUCUGUGCUCACUCACAAGGUCACAAGACGGUCACCACCUCUCUAUGCUGCUGUCUGUCAACGUCACAUACAGGAACACAGUAGGACAGACACGUUUGGCCUGAUCAAUAAACAACAGCAUCCAUGGUGACUGGGUCACAGACUGUGUAAAUGACCCAUUUCUUACUUACAAAUGCUUUUAUUUUGAAGGUGAUUUUCGUAGGUUUCUGAUCACUGCCUUUUAUUAUGUCUGUAACAUGAGGCUUUUAUUCUGAAAAGUAACAAACAGGAAGUAAAGUAAGAGACGAUCUGAAAACGGAGAAUGCUGCGUAAAAUAUGAAUCAUUAAGACAUAAACAAUAGCGAUUUUUCUGGUUAAGCACCCUGCUGU
Messenger RNA from Cheilinus undulatus (humphead wrasse), 1545 nucleotides. RefSeq lists its product as uncharacterized. Gene Ontology annotation, molecular function: protein tyrosine kinase binding; MHC class II protein binding. Lineage: Eukaryota; Metazoa; Chordata; Actinopteri; Labriformes; Labridae. Bases 11 to 1306 code for a protein of 431 amino acids. The record is from RefSeq and is a predicted model, not a curated record. The transcript is spliced from 8 exons. Gene Ontology annotation, biological process: interleukin-15-mediated signaling pathway; positive regulation of ERK1 and ERK2 cascade; T cell activation. Gene Ontology annotation, cellular component: membrane raft; external side of plasma membrane.